AUGGAGGAGCUCGAGCACAGCUGCCCGCAUCCUCGGACGACGCUGACCGAGCCGGCCAUCUUUGCCAGGGAAGCCAGUUGUGACUGCCGCGCCCCUCAUGAGAAACUCACCAUUACUCAGGCCCGCCGAGGGACCCCAGUGGACCGACCGGUCAGAGUCUACGCAGACGGCAUCUUCGACCUGUUCCACUCUGGACAUGCUCGUGCUCUCAUGCAGGCCAAGAACCUCUUCCCCAACACCUACCUUAUAGUCGGAGUGUGCAGUGAUGAGCUGACCCACAAGUACAAGGGCUUCACCGUCAUGACAGAGCACGAACGAUAUGAAGCCCUGAGACACUGCCGCUACGUGGACGAGGUUUUGAGAGACGCACCCUGGACUCUCACCCCCGAGUUCCUGGAGAAACACAAGAUCGACUUUGUGGCUCAUGAUGAUAUCCCAUACUCCUCAGCAGGAAGCGAGGAUGUUUAUAAACACAUCAAGGAGGCAGGGAUGUUCGUGCCGACACAGAGGACAGAGGGAAUCUCAACGUCCGACAUAAUCACCAGGAUUGUCCGAGACUACGACGUCUACGCCCGACGAAACCUCCAACGUGGCUACACGGCCAAGGAGCUCAACGUCAGCUACAUCAACGAGAAAAAGUACCGGCUGCAGAACCAGGUGGAUCGCAUGAAGGAGAAGGUUCGCACCGUCGAGGAGAAGAGCAAACACUUUGUGUACCGUGUGGAGGAGAAGAGCAACGACCUCAUCCAGAAGUGGGAGGAGAAGUCCAGGGAAUUCAUCGGUAACUUCUUAGAACUUUUUGGACCAGAUGGAACUUGGAAACAGGUGUUCCAGGAACGCAGUGGCCGAAUGCUGUCCUACGCUCUGUCCCCCAGGGAGUCGCCCUGCAGCAGCCCCACCCGCGAACUCUCCCCCCUCCGCUCCCCCUCGCCCCCGCCCCCCCCCUUGCGCUGGCACAGUGCGCGGCCCUCGCCCCCGACCUCCCCGAAAGGAGCGUCGGCGUCCGUGAGCAGCAUGAGUGAAGGUGAUGAAGAUGAGAAGUAG
Pleuronectes platessa (European plaice) is the source of this 1044-nucleotide messenger RNA. RefSeq names its product choline-phosphate cytidylyltransferase B-like. The record is from RefSeq and is a predicted model, not a curated record. Gene Ontology annotation, biological process: CDP-choline pathway. Gene Ontology annotation, molecular function: phosphatidylcholine binding; choline-phosphate cytidylyltransferase activity. Lineage: Eukaryota; Metazoa; Chordata; Actinopteri; Pleuronectiformes; Pleuronectidae.